Astrephomene gubernaculifera is the source of this 621-nucleotide messenger RNA. Lineage: Eukaryota; Viridiplantae; Chlorophyta; Chlorophyceae; Chlamydomonadales; Astrephomenaceae. The record is from the annotation of a GenBank genome assembly.
GGCAGGGCAGGAGGAGGAAGAGCACUGGUGCGAGAUCGCUCGGUCGCAGGUCCACGGUCACGACUUCCGCUGUGUCGCCCCCGUGGCCUCCCCGCCCGGCUCCGACUUCCUCUACGUGGCGGGCAGCGAGGAGAAGGUGCUGCGAGUGCUGGAGGCGCCGCAGACCUUCAUAGACUCGCUGCUGGCGUUACGAGGCGGCGAGGAGCGACCCGCGGGUCGGGCGCUGGCGGCGCAGCGCCGGCGGGGACACGGUUUCGGGGCGGCAGUUGCGGCACUGGGGCUGAGUAACAAGGCGGUGUACGAGGGGGAGGGGGCGGCGGGAGGCGGAGCAGGAGGGGAGUACUCGGAGGGUCCGGACUUCGUGCCUUGUGCGGCGCCGCAGGUCAUCCGCGAACCCCCCCUGGAGGAGCACCUCGCGCAAAACACGCUGUGGCCCGAAACCCACAAGCUGUACGGCCACGGCAACGACGUCUUCUGCGCCGCCGCCAGCCCGGACGGCCGGCUGCUGGCCUCCGCAUGCAAGGCGCAGACCGCCUCCACCGCCUCCAUCUGGGUGUGGUGCACCGCCUCCUGGCGCCCGCUAGCCCAGCUGCGCGCACACACCCUCACAGUCACGCAGCU